This is a messenger RNA of Phytophthora sojae, 264 nucleotides long. RefSeq lists its product as hypothetical. Lineage: Eukaryota; Oomycota; Peronosporomycetes; Peronosporales; Peronosporaceae. The transcript has a single exon. The record is from RefSeq and is a predicted model, not a curated record. The coding region runs from base 1 to 264 and encodes 87 amino acids.
AUGGAGGAGCGGCGUUUGCGUUGCUCUAGUGCUACUUGUGUAAAUCUGUCGGUGCCAACCGGACGUAAGAAACCGCAGUGCAGCAAAGUGUGGAAAGUUUGGCAAUGCUCACAGUUUCAUACCUGGCAAAUUAUGGCGACUGUGGUUCCUCACGCGCACGGGGACGCCUGUUGUGAAGGCAAACACCGUGCGAUUAUUACACCCGCAAUGAAGAAGUACAUUGGCGAUAUGGAUGAAACGGGGCUCGCGCCCAGGCACAUUUGA